UCAGGAACGGGAAAGGAGCACUGUCGCCAGGUCCCCUGGCCCAGUUCGCCUGUGAGCAGCUUGCUGGGGUGGUCUUCCGAAGGGGGGAAUGGCAGACUUCUGACGCCUUUCUGUUCUACGGCUCUCAUCAGCGAUCUUGCAUGCAUCACCUGCUCUCCUCGCGUUCUUCAUCCGCUCGUUCUCCGUUGCUUCUUUCGUUGGUUUCCUCAGUCGUCAACCCGUUCUUCCGUCCUGCGUCGUCCAAACUCCUUAUUUCCGGUCGUCGAUCUGCUUUUGAGUCGACUCGAAAGCAAUCUCCUCGGUCGUCAACCCGUUCUCCCGUCCUGCGUCGUCCCAGCUCCUUAGUUCCGGACGUCGACCUUCCCUUCCACCUUCGAUUCCUUUCUCCAGAAUAUCGAUAGCAUUUGCUGCGGUAUAAGACGCAACACUUCGUACAAUAAGCAGCAGUUUCCGUGUAGAAGGCGAUACUCAUUAUAAGAAGCAGCAGUUUCUCUACAAGAGAGGAAGGCAGCACUUUGGCACAAAACUCAGAUCCGAGAUCCAACGAGGCAGAGCAGGCAACAUGGGUGUGCCGUGGAACAGAUUGAAGAAGCUCGCUCCCACGGCUAUGCUGCUGCUGCUCAUGCUACAAGUACCGCUCUUCAGCAUAACCAUAUCAAAUCGCACAGUAGAUACACCCAUAGCUGUCGUUAUCACGCAGCUCUGCCACCCCAUCUGGCUGCCACCUGUCCUCCUCUCCGCCGUCCUGUACCCCGGUGAGCUGGCGCGCCACGUUGGCACCGCCCUGCUGGACGGUGACGUGGCGGCGGCGCUGCGCCUGCCUGCGUGGCAGUCUGUCCUGGAGCAGUACGAGAAGCCGUUCGACGGACUGGAGGAUCCCACCGACCCCGGCCUGCCUUUGCUGCGACUAGAGCUUGUGGUGGGCAGCUACUUCGCAGUGGGUGGUGCUAUCGCUGCCAUGUUCAGAGCCGCCCGCAUGCCGCUCCUCGGCUUCCUGCUGCUGCUCUGGGGCCUCCUCCGCCCAGUCCUCCUCCCCCACACGUACCCCGACCCCUCCAAGGUGCAGCCGCCCUCCAUUCAGCCCCUUUUCUUCAUUGGUCUCCUGCUGUCGUUCCUCCUCCUGCCGACCGAUGGGGCCAGCUCGAAGAAAACGGUCAAGCCAGCCACUAUUAAGGUCGACACGGCUACUGCUAAGGCGGAGAAGAAGACAAACUGACUGAGGGGGGUUUCGAAGUGGCAGAGGCAUCGUUUAGAAUGUAGAGGAGUAGACGAGUAGGAUAGGGGAAGAGUGGUCAACAUAGGGCCUUCCUUCCUCCCCCACACGUACCCCGACCCCUCCAAGGUGCAGCCGCCUUCCAUCCAGCCCCUUUUCUUCAUCGGUCUCCUGCUGUCUUUCCUCCUCCUGCCGAGAGAUGGGGCCAGCUCGAAAAGGUCAAGCCAGCCACUGUUAAGGUCGACUCGGGUGCCGCAAAGGCGGAAAAGAAGACAAACUGACUGAGGGGGUGCUUUCAAGCAGUAGAAGCAGGUUUUCAAGGGGUAGGGGCGAAGAAAACGGUCACCCAGCCCACUGUUAGGGCAGACACAGGUGCAGUUAAGGUGGGAAGCAUUGGUUAGAAGGUAGAGGAGUAGAUGAGUGGAGGAGAAGAGCAAGAGUGGUCAAAAUGGGGCCUUCUUCCCCCUCACGUGCCCUGGCCCCUCCUAAGUGCAGCCUCCCUCCAUCGAGCCCACCCACCUUCGUCGAACUUGUUCUCACCUUCCUCUGCCUGCUUGGCAAGGGGUUUCUGAUCGGACAGAGUUCUCAAAAGCCUUUCUCUGCCUGCUUUGUGAGGGGGCAGUUUGAAGAAAACUGCAAAGUAGGCUCUAGGGGUGUUUGGGGCAGGAAAAACAUGGAAAGCAUCUGGUCUGGGAUGCAGCAUUUCCCCGACAAAGCAUUUCCCCAACCAACACACGCCCCAGCUUUGGUGGCUUAGGGGUAUCGGAUGUGUGUCGGCUGCUGGUUGGUUGGCCGUGUACCAUCUAGGAGAUGCUUUCGUUCCUCUGGUCAAGCCCAACACUCUACUUACCUAGUCUCUGAUGAUGGGCAAGAGGUGCCAAGACAAGACAAGAGGGGUGCGUUUACUACAGUUACCGUGGACAAGGCUAGUGGUAGUAUGGUAUUGAGGAAGAAGACUGGCCGAGUGUGAAUGAUUUUGAGCAGCUCUUUGAAGGAAGAAAUGGCAUGAUGAUGGCAUGAUGAUGUCAUGAUGAUGGCAUGAUGAUGGCAUGAUGAUGGCAUGAUCUUCACCAUGUCUGCACCGUUGUUCCACCUGACUUAAUACCCUCUAUUCUGCUUGCAAUUUGCAGUUCUUAAGUCCCUGGGCACUUGGCAAGUUGGACAGGAGAAUUCUUCCAGUAGAGACUAGACUGGACGAGACCUGAGGAGCAGCUCCUUCCCGUGCUUGUAAAAAUGAGCCAGGAUGUGCCGUGCUAG
Molecule: messenger RNA, 2470 nt
Organism: Closterium sp. NIES-67
Lineage: Eukaryota; Viridiplantae; Streptophyta; Zygnematophyceae; Desmidiales; Closteriaceae
Source: the annotation of a GenBank genome assembly